UUGUCGUUAGUUGGUUCGGUUGUGUGAUAAGUCCUUUGUGUGGUGAUCGAGCGCCGAGUAGAAAAGGAAAGAAAAUUGUCGUCGCCGCACAAAAGAACGACAGGCUGAGUGAACGGUGAAAGUCCAGCCACUGAUUCGUCUGUGUACGAACCGUUUACCGUAUUGAUUGAGUAGUCUCAAUAGCACUCCGCGCUUAUAGCGCUCAGUUGACGACAGUGCGACAACACGUUCAGUCAUAUCGACUUACUGUGAUACGUUAAAAUAAAUAUUUCGUGUAGGACAAAUGGUGCGGUAAACGAAGAGCUACUUAUGCGACCAGUGCCGGGCACUUUGAGUUGUGCUGUCGCGCGUCUGCACGCCCGAAAGUUUAGAAUGGAUAAAGUAAAUAAAUUCAUUCGACCAAUAGGAUUCAGGCGGCGAACAAGAUCUGCCAGUAGCGUUGCAUAUCCUGACAAUAAAGCUCAAAGUGAUGAUUCUAGUAGUAAUUCCAAAGAUGUAGGAGUGUCUAGUAUUUAUCAUAGUGAUUCGGAUGAUAUAAGUGGUGCUCCACAGCCAAUUCGAUUUGCUUUACUAUCGAAACAUUUGAUGCAUUUGGAAUCAGAUUCUGUCAAUGAAAAUUUUACCCCUGGAAGACCAUUCACUAGAAGAAAAAGAAAAUUCAAAAAGAUGAUAGUAGAUCCAGAUGUAAAGUUUCCUUCGCAGAUGACAAGUAGUUGUUCUCAAAGUAGUAGCAGUGAGAAGAGAAGAACUACACGUCAUUCAGCUAGUAUGCCAAGAAACUGUGGGUCAUUGAUCUUGGCUAUUGGUAAAAGAAAACGCAGUAAUCGCGAAAUUAUAGCUGGUAGUUGUCAUCAAGGUACUUCAAAUAUCAAAUCAAUGGAUAUAGACAUUGCUAGUAGCUCAAGUAGUAUUAGUUCCUCUGAAAGUGAAGCUGGAAUUUUUACUAAUGAUGAAGGAAGAGAAGGAGAUGAUGAACAGAGUGAUUGGGUUGGUAAUGCAUGUGGAGCUGGUGGAGUAACUGAUGAUGAUGCCGAACCAAUGAAAAUUGAUUGUCAGAAAUUAUUAUCUGUGAAUUUACAGAAUAGUGCUUUAGCUGAAGGAAGAGGACCUGGGCGUAUGCCAAUGUGGCAUAGAAAUAAUUUUCUUAAGAAGAGUGAUAGGGAAAUUCGUGGAGGUUUACGCAGAGUUCGGUCAGUUAAACCUAGUUUUUCUGUUAUAACUUCAGCUAAUGAAAAAGUAUCUCGUUUUUUACGUGAUCCUGCUCAAUCUGAAUUAAGAUUGCAUCCAAUGCCAAAAAAGGAACAAGACCAACUAUCACAUUUAGCAGAAAUGUAUUCUCUUCAUAUGCAACUUAAUGACUCUCCAAAAAAAGGAGUUACUCUGACCAAAACUGACAAUACAAUUCAAGUAGAUUUAGAAGCUCCAUUUUCGCAUCUCAAUCCAUCAAAAGAUCACAAAAGAAAGAAAUCAGCAUCUUCUGAAUUAAAUUUAGGCUUGCAAGCAUUACAUAAUCAAGCAUGGAUACCUAUAGUUCUUGAAGACAAGCCUUGUACAUCAUCUCAAACAGAAACUUCAAACCAGAACAAAUGAAAAUGAUUUUAUACUUGUGCCAACUAUUAAGGCUGAAACUAAAUGAAAAUGCAGCUUUACAUGCUUGUUUUACUAUUUAUAUAUUACAUAUAUAUUUAUAUUAUUUUUUGUUGACAUGUAAUUUGUCUACCAAAAAUGCAUGUUAGAUAAUAGUAAUACCUUAAGUAUUGCUAUUGAUUGAAACAGUCACGAUUAUAUAUUGACUUAUUAAAUUUACCAAUCAAUUUCAAGUCAUUAUUUUUAAGAGGAGUUUAUCUAUUAUAUUUAAACUCGGAGGUCGAAAUACUCUUGAUACUAUUACUUUCUAAAUUCUCAGUAUUCUAAACAUUCUGUUGAACUUUUUUCAUCUUAUUAAAUGUAAAGCUUUCUAUGAUUAUAUGUUUAAAACAUACACUACUCUUUAAAUUAUUGACAUAAUUAUAAUGUUUCGUUUUAACCAAUAACACUUUCCUUAUGUACACUUUUAGGUAUUAUUUUUAUGUUACUAUUCCAUAAAUGAUAUUUAUUAUUAAUAAAGUUUUAUCAUAUAAU
Rhopalosiphum maidis (corn leaf aphid) is the source of this 2121-nucleotide messenger RNA. RefSeq names its product G patch domain-containing protein 2-like. NCBI's taxonomy places the organism in Eukaryota, Metazoa, Arthropoda, Insecta, Hemiptera, Aphididae. Bases 310 to 1590 code for a protein of 426 amino acids. The transcript has 11 exons. The record is from RefSeq and is a predicted model, not a curated record.